Prionailurus viverrinus (fishing cat) is the source of this 904-nucleotide messenger RNA. It is a transcript of the gene NBDY, whose product is annotated as negative regulator of P-body association. The coding region runs from base 109 to 315 and encodes 68 amino acids. The transcript has 3 exons. NCBI's taxonomy places the organism in Eukaryota, Metazoa, Chordata, Mammalia, Carnivora, Felidae. The record is from RefSeq and is a predicted model, not a curated record.
CGCGAAACCCGGAGGAAGCUCUGUGCCUGGAGGGGACCCGCCGCCAUCUCAGGUCUCAGCCUCGCGGGGCCCACCACAGAGAGCUGACGCCCUGUCCUAAGAAUCCUUAUGGGUGACCAACCUUGUUGCUCCGGGAGAUCCACGCUCCCACCUGGAAACACGCGGGAAACCAGGCCUCCAAAAAAGCGCUGCCUCCUAGCUCCACGGUGGGAUUAUCCAGAGGGAACCCCCAACGGAGGUAGUACCACUCUUCCCUCUGCACCUUCUCCUGCAUCACCCGGCCUGAAGUCGCACCCUCCUCCUCCGGAGAAGUAGUAGAAUGUACUUCUCCCACCCAAACCAGUCUCUGAGGGAUGACUCCAUUUCCUUGGUGCAUUCAUAAAAUGGUUCACCCUGUGAAGAUGAUGAAGACUAUUGACAAUGCUGCCCUGAUUUUUCUGAUGUCCUACACCAGGACAAGUACAGUUUUUAUUCUGGGGACAUCCACAGAGCAAGAAGUGCCAGAAGAGGAGUGAGAGUAAGGAGACCAAAGUGGAGAGAGCAAACUGCAAGCACAGAAAGAACUGUAGCGGAAGAGAAGAAUGAAUGUGAUCUCAAAAGGCACUGCGCCCCAACUGGACAGGUGGAACCAGCAGGGGCCUCUUAGGGGAAGAGUCAUCAGCCAAGGCAAAGUCUCAGCCACUCAGGGCAGGGGUUGAGCCCUGUCCAGAGAGAGGCCUGUUUUGCUAUGCUCUUGGACCCAACUGGGAAGUGGGAGGCCAAACGGAAAGGGGUAAGGAGGAAGAAAAAGGAACAAGGAAGGGCGUCAGUCGGGCCCACUGAGCCUCCUCGCACAGAGUGUCCUUCUGUGCGAGUGUGGGUGCCUGCCCAGGAGGGUCUACCCGAAUAAAGCCGUGCAUGCAUG